AUGCCCAUCUACGACAUAACCCACUACCUCCCCAUCGAAACCCUCCCACCCCCGGAAACCGACAAAACAUACUACACCAAACCCAUCCUCGUGCUCAUCGUCUCCCUCAGAAUCAACGCCUGGAACAAAUACCUCUCUCUCAUCCGCAAACUCCAGCGCGAGGCCCGCCUCCUCUGCGUCACAAACGUCUACGACCUGAACGAGCUGGUCGACGAGCACGCAGACGAGAUUGCAGGGUUUGUGGUUACAACGGGGGAUAUCAUGCUCGCGGACGAGUACGUUCCUGUCCUCCCCCAUCGUCACAACAACAGUUACAAAAACCCAAAGGAAAACUCAAACUCAAAUGGAAUUGAAAUCGAAGAAGGAAUGAUAGAAGGCCUCCCCACCCGCCUCGCCACCCUCCUCAAACACCCACCCGCGGCGCACAACACCUACUCCCUCGUCUUCGCCUUCGAGUUCCCCCGCGCAGCAGCCAAAUAUCCCACUUCCUUUACAGCAUUCAUGCAGACUUACUUCGGGCUGAACUGGAGCAUCGCAGGGACAUCGCGGCAGAGAGUAGCGAUGGAGCUACAGCAACACAUUCUGGGGAUGUUGGCGGCGAGGACGUACCGCCGGUGGUUCAAUAUCCGGGGUGUGUUUCUGCGGGGGGUCCCGAGGCAGGAGAAAGUGUUGGUGAGUUGCGAGGACGGAGAGAUUGAGUUUGGGGAGGGGGAGAGGAUGAAUCGGUGGACGCUUUGGCAUCGGAGGCCGUGGAUUGAGACGCCGGAUACGGUUGGCGGGGAGUGGGAUGAGAUUCAGUCUGAGGGUGAGGUUGGGGGGGAGUCUGAGGGGGAGGGGGAGGUGGAGGAGGAGGGAUAUCUGGGUGAUUGUGAGGAGAUGGAUGAAGAUGAGGACGACGAAGAGGAAGAUGAAGAGGACGAAGACGAAAAGCUUCGUGCUGACUGCCCCGUUGCCAUCCACGAGGUCAAACCCGCGAACAAAACCGAAGCAGAGGACGGAGGAGCAAGCUACGUUGCCUUUGUCGGUCACCUGGAGGACAGCCGCUCGAUGGCCUCGUUGAUACUAGGGAUCUGUGGUAUCGAGAUGGACGAUUCUGAAUAA
Messenger RNA from Aspergillus viridinutans, 1101 nucleotides. RefSeq lists its product as uncharacterized. Lineage: Eukaryota; Fungi; Ascomycota; Eurotiomycetes; Eurotiales; Aspergillaceae. The record is from RefSeq and is a predicted model, not a curated record. The transcript has a single exon. Bases 1 to 1101 code for a protein of 366 amino acids.